AUCUAUUGGGAUAGUCCUUUAGAGGCUGUCGAGCCUGAGUUCAUCUCCGCUUCUGCCGCUUCAACAGUGAAGAUGCUUUCUCCCACUCUGACCGUGCUUCUAUCUAUAGUCAGCCUGACAGAGAGUAAACAUAAAGACUUUUAUACUUUCAAAGUUGUGAAUAGUAGAGGGAAGUUAGUGUCUCUUGAAAAAUACAGGGGCUCGGUGUCCCUGGCUGUGAAUGUGGCCAGUGAAUGUGGCUUCACUGAGGAACACUACAAAGCCCUUCAGAAACUGCAACGGGACUUUGGACCAUAUCACUUCAAUGUCCUGGCAUUCCCCUGCAACCAAUUUGGACAACAGGAACCUGGCAGUGACAAGGAGAUUGACAGCUUCGUUCGUAGAGUCUACAGAGCCUCUUUCCCCUUGUUUAGUAAAAUUGCUGUUGUAGGAACAGGAGCUAACAAUGUCUAUAAAUACCUUAUUGAGUCCUCUGGUAAGGAGCCUGACUGGAAUUUCUGGAAGUACCUUAUCGAUGUAAAUGGAAAAGUGGUGGAUGCAUGGGGGCCAAAGGUUUCUAUUGAAGAAAUACGUCCAAAAGUAGCAGAAAUGGUGCGGCAGAUAAUCUUAAAGAAGAAAGAAGAGUUGUGAUAUUCUAUGUCUGCAGGUUAUUGUAAUCAGCAAAUCUUAAAUCAAGGCAUCUGGACCUUUCUCAAUGAAGACAGUUCACCUUUAAUUCAAGGCUUCUUCAGGUCUCAAUAUCUAUGUGUGGAUUUACCCUAUUUGUCCCUCGGUAGUUGUGUCCUCUGGGUAUGUUAAACAAUAGGAUGUUGUGGUUGCCCAGAUUUAUCAGUGAAACCCCCAUACUCAUCUUAUGGUAAAACAGCUCAGAAGGCUCUCUUCCUGUCGAAUGAGCUGAUUCUUGGAGGUGGGGACGUCAGGACAUUGUUGUCGAAUAAGAAUAGUCUUUAUUUCUAAGUAUGUAAAAAAACUACGAAUUUGUCUCCGGUAGUUGGAGCUGCUCUAGUAAGAAAAUAGACAUCCAUUUUGACAGUAAAUACUCUUAGAACAUAAAAACACACUACAGAGUGUCUUUUAGCCUCUCACAAUUUAAUGGUGAAAGGGAAGAAGCUGUUGGAACAACCGCUAGUUUUAGUUCACGUUGUUUGAAAACAUCUGCCUGAUUGGAUUAGCUUGAAGAGGUAGUGACCGGGAUGUGAAGGUUCCAAGAGGAUUUAGCAUGCUCUUGUCUUUGUUCUGAUAGUGUGCAAAUACUCAAGGGAGGAUAGGUGCGUAGUGAUGAUUUUUACGGUAGUCUUAAUUUUCCGUUGCAGUCAGACUGCGGCUCUUUUUGUGGCAGCACCAAAACCAGAUUGUUAUGGAUGAACACAGGACUAAUUAGAUGACUGCUGUGUAGAACUACCUUAACAGCUCUUGUGCCAGGGUGUACAUCAGAGGGCAUCCUCUGCUUGGUCUUUUUGAGGUUGGAGUUGAUGUUGCUCUCCCACUUAAGGUCCAGAAGGGGUCGUGUCUUCCCCCAAAGAGUGCCAAAUUCAAUUGGAAAAGUGGGCUGAACAAGCUGUUUUGCCAGACCACUGAACAAAUGAUUCACAUACGCCACUGCUUUCACUCACCGAGCCAUGCAACAACAAGAAUCAGAAUCAGGUUUAUUGGCCAAGUGUAUAAAAACAAGGAAUUUUUGUCCGGCACUCGGUGCUGCCCUGGUACGACAUUCAGAACAAAGAACAAGAAAGCAACAAGAACAAAGAGCAAGACAUUUCAGUUUAUAGGAACUAUUCCUUAAAAUAGUUGUGGAAGAUGUAAAAUCUUCAUUUAGAACAGGUAAGAGAUAAGUGUGUCAAUGUCCCACAUUGUGUUAAGCCUGUAGAGUGCCUUUACCUGUUCACCGCUCCCAUUCUAGACCAGUGCAAUGACAUUUGUGCAAAGGGAGCAGUUUGAAGUGAUGAAUCGUGCGAUAAUCUACAAAAUAUAUUACUAAUACUAAUUGGACCAGCAGGAUGUGAGUGAGUGUACUAACAUGGUACAAGCCAGAAAAGUAGUAGGUUCGCUGAUCAAGAAUUUAAUGACUUAUUUGCCAGAGGGAAAAAAAGUGUUUGAAUGCCUGGUACUUUUGACUUUCAUUGAUCUGUAGUGUUUUCCCGACAGAAGAAGCUGGAAGAGCUGGUGGCCAGGAUGUGGAGGAUCCAAAAGGAUCCUGCCUGCUCUGGACGGUUCACAUUGCGUGCAAGUCCUCAAUAGUGGGUAGCGUGGUGCCGACAAUCCGUUCAGCGGUUUUGAUUGUCUGUUGCAGUCUUGAGUUUGUCCUUUUUUUGGGGUGUCCCCAAACCGGACUGUGAUGUAGGUACACAGAACUGAUUGGAUGACCGCUGUGUAGAACUGUCUCAGCAGCUCUUGUAACAGGCCGUGCUUCCUAAGAAGCCACAAGUACAUCCUUUGCUGGGCUUUUUUGAGGAUGGAGUUAAUGUCUGCCCCCCUUCAGGUCCUCUGAGACUGUAAUUCUCAAGAACUUGAAGGUCUCGACGGUUGACACAAGACAGUUGGACAGCGUCAGGGGCAGCUGUGGUGAAGGAUGCCUCCUGAAGUCCGCAGUCAUCUCCACAGUCUUUCGAGUGUUCAAUGCCAGGUUGUGUUGACCACACCAAAGCUCUUGUCUCGCCACUACCUGUCGAUAUGCGGACUCGUCGCCGUCAUUGAUGAGGCAGAUGACCGUGAUGUCAUCUGCGAACUACAGUUAUAGUUGACCAUCCCCAGAGAAGAGACACACUGAGGUAUAGAUAGACAAAUGCCGCACCCCAAAUUUUUGAAUUAAAGCUUUUUGGGUGAAAAGCAAAUUGUCUUUAAGAAAGAAAAAGUCCAGUUUCCUAGAUUGAACCAUUGCAGAUUGUAAUAUGCUACUUCACUUUCUGAUUAUGCACUCUACCUAUUUUGCACGAGUAGAUUCAAACGAGUUUCCUUAGGAAACAAAUAAUAGAGCAUCAAAUAAAUUCAGCAAGAAAUCAUUUUACAUGCACUAACACCCCAAAAUAUGUUUCCCCAUUGACUGGAUGUAAUGUUUUUUUGUUUUUUGGUCUUUUUUUUAUAAUAAACCUGAUUUCAUGUUAA
This is a messenger RNA of Syngnathoides biaculeatus (alligator pipefish), 3102 nucleotides long. RefSeq names its product glutathione peroxidase 7 (gene gpx7). The record is from RefSeq and is a predicted model, not a curated record. The coding region runs from base 73 to 630 and encodes 185 amino acids. Gene Ontology annotation, molecular function: glutathione peroxidase activity. Gene Ontology annotation, biological process: response to oxidative stress. The transcript has 3 exons. NCBI's taxonomy places the organism in Eukaryota, Metazoa, Chordata, Actinopteri, Syngnathiformes, Syngnathidae.